UUAGCAGAGAAGCCAUCAGCUGAUAACAUCUCUAGACGUGAAGAUGUAUUGACGUUGCAACACUUUGUAUAAAACUCUUCCGAGCAAAGAUUUGAAACUUACAGCCUGCCCUUCCCCUGUGUAGCAGCAACAGCAUUGAGGCUGGGAACUAACAGUCAGUAAAUUGACGAGAGGAUGUGUCGAUAGCUUAUUUCAUUCAUGGCUGACGAACUGUGUUCUAAACAUCAGCAAACUCGCAUACCGAUGGAGUCAAUUAAGAAUCCCUUUCCAAGCUCUCAUAACACUACCAAGGUAAAUGUGGGGGUUACUUUCGGAGGCCAUUUCCGCAAGGCGUCAACUCUAACUCCGGUAGUCUCCGAGAAGACUAUCCGCCAUGGGCUGAACCCACUUGACAAGUCAACCAGUCUUCCUAGCAUUUCCAUAAAAAAAAUACAACACAACAAGUACAAUAGAUAUAGAGACGACAAUGGAGUAGAAAAGACCUGUAGAAAUGAUCAACUCAUUCGUGUGACGCCAUCUACAAUCGCUUCAUCACUCCCGGCGCUUAACAACGGUAGACAUCACUUUUUGAACUACUCCAAAAUGCCAAACACUAACACCGACCUUCUACUCAGUCGUCAACUGUACAAUAACUACUGUGGAAGAAGUCAGGACCAAAUUUCUCUGAAAAGUCGCUCACUAGAUGAGAGCCCUGAACACAGCAUAACAAAAUCGAGAUUUGAUUUCUUAGAGGAUCAGCACCACCAUAAAGAAUCUAAUUCAUGUUGCCACACUCGUCUUGAUUAUUAUGGCAGAAAGCUACCUUUUAGUCCACAGGAAGUGUUAAAGUACUACUCUUCAAGGCUGUGUUCAUUUGAGCGAGCGGAAAUAAAGCAACGUCAGGAAGUGUGGUUUCUAGGCCUGGAAGCUAGUAAAAUAGAAGGAGAUGAAGGAGCAUCACAAAAUAGUGGUUACGAUGAUGAAAAUGGCUCCUAUCUUAAAGUGCUUCACGAUCACAUUGCUUACCGUUACGAGAUCUUAGAGGUGAUUGGCAAAGGAUCGUUUGGUGAGGUUAUUCGCGCACUUGAUCAUAAAACAAAUCAACAGGUGGCGCUGAAGAUCAUAAGAAAUAAGAAAAGGUUCCACCAGCAAGCUCUGAUUGAAGUCAGGAUUUUAGCACACUUGUGCAGGAAAGACAGCAAUGGCUACCACAAUGUUAUUCGUAUGCUAGGCCAUUUUUACUUUCGUAACCACUUAUGUAUAACUUUUGAACUCAUGGGGAUGAAUCUGUAUGAUCUAAUAAAGCAGAACAACUACCAAGGCUUGAGCUUAGAACUCAUUCGAAAGUUUAGCUACUCGAUUGUACAGUGUCUGCGGUUGUUGUACAGGGAAAAUAUCAUCCACUGUGAUUUAAAACCUGAAAAUAUUCUCAUUAAGCAACGAGAAACCAAUUCUAUCAAAGUUAUUGAUUUUGGUAGUUCUUGCUUUGCCCACCAGAGGGUUUACACUUAUAUCCAGUCAAGAUUUUACAGAUCUCCAGAAGUUAUUCUUGGGCUUCCAUACGGAACCGCUAUUGACAUGUGGAGCCUAGGUUCUAUUCUGGCAGAACUUUACACCGGAUUUCCAUUAUUCCCAGGUGAAAAUGAAGCUGAUCAGUUGGCUUGCAUCAUGGAGAUAAUUGGACCACCUCCAGCUGAACUGCUUGAAAUGGCAUCUCGUCGGAGGCUAUUUUUUGGUAAAGAUAAAAAGAAAAACUCCAAAGGUUACCCGAGAAAUCUCGUGAACAGUAAAGGCUUGAAAAGAAAACCAUCUUCAAAAACCUUGGAGUCUGUAUUAACGUGUGCCCAAGAUCGAUUUGUGGACUUUCUUAGCAAAUGUCUUGAAUGGGACCCUGACCUUCGAAUGACUCCCGAUGAAGCACUUAGACACACUUGGUUAUCAGGAACUAAAGAUGGCCGAUGUACUUCUAAGCCAGUUCAUUCUCUGACAGUUAGUGAAACAGAAACAGAACAUCCGACAACGAUCCACAGGGCCUACAAGGGAGUGAAAGCUCAUCAAAAGAAGAAAGACUCUCGUUCCUUCAGCAAAGCUGUCUCAGAAGAAUCGUUGAUCCUAGGAUCUUUUGACAUUACAGACACAGCUUUUGGGGAUCUAGAAGAUCCCCUGGAAGAUUCUGGAAUGUUUUUGCCACCAAUAUUGUGAAAGAAACCCUGAGGAGUGACACAU
Molecule: messenger RNA, 2205 nt
Organism: Limulus polyphemus (Atlantic horseshoe crab)
Lineage: Eukaryota; Metazoa; Arthropoda; Merostomata; Xiphosura; Limulidae
Product: dual specificity tyrosine-phosphorylation-regulated kinase 4-like
Exons: 12
Coding region: 199-2181 (660 amino acids)
Biological process (GO): peptidyl-threonine phosphorylation; peptidyl-serine phosphorylation
Cellular component (GO): nucleus
Molecular function (GO): protein serine/threonine kinase activity; ATP binding; protein serine/threonine/tyrosine kinase activity
Source: RefSeq, a predicted model, not a curated record